CUCAUGGACCUUGACGCGUACAGCAGCUUCGUCGCGCUCGACGUCGAGGCGUCGAAGCCGCUCUUCACCGCCGGCCUCAUCGCAGGCACGCAGUACGCGGACACGGAGGACGCGCCACCCCGUCGACCGAGGCACGGCCUCGAGGUGCUCAAGCGGGGCGUGCAGUUCUGGGACACGUCGAGCCUGGUGGCGCCAGUCUCGUUCGUCGCGCACCUGGGCGAUGUCCUCGCGCCCGAGGCCGCUGGCGCCCUUGCCGGCGCGCUCGCCUCCUACGGAGAGGUGGUCGCCCGUUGCAAGAGGCCGCAGUUCCACGUCGCCUGCGGCAGCAGCGACCUGCUCGCGCUCGGGCCGAAGGGAGUGGGCGCGGUCGCGCCGCUCCGGCCUGCGCCUCCCGCCGCCUCCUACUACGCCUUUGCGCCCGUCGCCGGCUGGCGCGUCCUCGUUCUCGACGCGUCCGCCGUCUCUCUUCUCGGGCACGAGCCGGGCAGCGCGGCGCACUCGCAGGCGGUGAGCUUGCUGGCGCAGGCCGUCCCGGCCGUCUCGGUUGCUGCGACGGCCGGCACAGACCUGCUCUCCCUCCCGGACCCGCUCGCGGGCGUCGAGGGCGCCGCGCGCCGCUUCCACCCUCGGGGCGGCGGCCUGGGAGAGGCGCAGCUCGGCUGGCUGCGCGAGCAGCUGUCGCUGGCGGAGGCUGCGUCGGAGCGGGCGCUCGUGCUGUGCCACCGCAGCUGCCUGAGAGACUCGUGCGUGCCGGAGGCGUUGCUCUUUGAUUGCGAUGCGGCGCUCGCGGCGCUCGGCUCGUAUGCGGGCGUGACGGCGGCGUGGAUCAGCGGCGCAGACCCUGCGGGAGGGUACGGGAGGGAUACACACGGCGUCCACCACGUGGCCCUCUGCAGCGCGGCACACUGCGCGGUCAACGAGGAUGCCUUCGGAGCGCUGCAGGUCUUCGACGGGCACCUCGCCCUGCGGAUGGUCGGGAGGCAGCCCAGCCCGGCGACGCGGCCGCAGGGGUGGCCCGAGACGCUCGCACUGCCCAAGAGCGGCAAGCUGAUCGCGGCGCCGGCCGGGGAGGGGAGCGGCGUCUUCUUCUUCUUCGUGUCGAUGUGGAUGGCCGUGCUGCAGACGCUGCUCGUCCCUAUGGAGCCCCUCUUCCGCCUCCUCACCUCCAAGGAGGACAGCCCCUCUCCCGACUCGAAGCCGCCCUCCGAAGAGCCGCACGCCGCCGGCUCUGUCGCUCUCGGCCGCGUCCCCACCUCCGGCGCAGGCACCCGCACAGCGCCGCCGCAGACGCCGCCGCCGCCGCCGCCGCAGAUGCCACCGCCGCCGCAGGCGCCGCAGCAGGCGCAACCUCCGCCUCGCGCAGGCGCGGCGGCGGCGGCCGCCGCGCAGUCUCGCCCCGUGCAUCCGGUGACGGCGCAGCUUCCCGCCGCGCAAGCCUCGGCCAAUGGAGAGGUGGAGCAGGCGGAGGAGGGGACGCUCGUCUGAGAGCGAGCAGCGAGACAUGUGAAAAGGUCAGCAGGGGACAGCAACCUGUGAGAUAGCGCCGCGCCGCCAGCCGGCUUGGUCGUGUGGAGAGGAAGGGAGGGGCGGGACGUAUAGACGAAGCGCGUGUAGCAGUUGCGUGACUCUCGAGUUCUGUUUUUCGAGCGCACUUCGCACUCGAGUUUCGUUUUGGAGAGGCCAGAGGGUUAAAA
Molecule: messenger RNA, 1694 nt
Organism: Emiliania huxleyi CCMP1516
Lineage: Eukaryota; Haptophyta; Isochrysidales; Noelaerhabdaceae
Exons: 7
Coding region: 4-1485 (493 amino acids)
Molecular function (GO): CDP-glycerol diphosphatase activity; ADP-ribose diphosphatase activity; manganese ion binding
Source: RefSeq, a predicted model, not a curated record